AUUAGAGAAACUGAUAAUGAUAUGCAGAGUAUUCUUUGCAUUUCUAUGUGACAAGUGAAUCUUCUUUCUUUUCUCAGGUUGCCGAUUUUGGACUUGCAAAGUUAACAUCUGAUGUUAAUACUCAUGUCUCUACUAGAGUGAUGGGAACUUUUGGGUACUUGGCUCCAGAAUAUGCAGCUUCUGGAAAACUUACAGAAAAGUCUGAUGUAUUCUCCUAUGGAGUAAUGCUCCUAGAGUUGAUCACUGGACGCCGGCCUGUUGACUCUAGUCAAACAUACAUCGAUGAUAGUUUAGUUGACUGGGCAAGGCCUCAGCUUACACGAGCUCUUGAAGAUGAGAAGUUUGAUUCCCUUAUUGAUCGACGUUUAGGAAAUGAUUAUAACCAUAAUGAGGUAGCUCGGAUGGUUGCUUGUGCUGCUGCUUGUGUGCGUCAUUCAGCAAGACGUCGGCCACGCAUGAGUCAGGUAGUCAGAGCUCUGGAAGGAGAUGUGUCUCUGUCCGAUCUUAAUGAAGGGAUUCGACCUGGACACAGCACAGCAUAUAGUUCAUAUGGAAGUUCAGAUUAUGAUGCUUCUCAGUACAGUGAAGACAUGAAAAAGUUCAGGAAGAUGGCAUUAGCAAGCCAGGAAUAUGGUAGCACUGACCAGUAUAGUAAUCCAACAAGUGAGUAUGGUUUGUAUCCGUCUGGAUCAAGCAGCGAAGGCCAACAGACGAGGAAAAUGGAAACUGGUAGGACGAAAAAAGAAAGUAGAGGCUUCAGUGGAAGUAGAGGAUUUAGUGGAAGCUCUUGACGCAAGAUACGGAUUUCUGUGUAGUCUCUUCAGGCUGAUUUUUUUCUUUAGCCGGAUAAAUGCUUCUGCAGUUGCAAAAAUGGCUUGAUAUAUUUUUUACUAGGUCAACGUACAGAUUAUUUCCUUCUAUUUUUUUUAAGUCAUCUUCCCCAUUGUAUCUAUAAUGGCUUUAUACAAGAGAGAUGAGUUAUGCUGUUGAUUCUUUAA
Messenger RNA from Lycium ferocissimum, 998 nucleotides. RefSeq names its product proline-rich receptor-like protein kinase PERK1. Bases 141 to 791 code for a protein of 216 amino acids. NCBI's taxonomy places the organism in Eukaryota, Viridiplantae, Streptophyta, Magnoliopsida, Solanales, Solanaceae. The record is from RefSeq and is a predicted model, not a curated record. Gene Ontology annotation, biological process: protein phosphorylation. The transcript is spliced from 4 exons. Gene Ontology annotation, molecular function: protein kinase activity; ATP binding.